This is a messenger RNA of Yamadazyma jaroonii, 1248 nucleotides long. The record is from the annotation of a GenBank genome assembly. NCBI's taxonomy places the organism in Eukaryota, Fungi, Ascomycota, Pichiomycetes, Serinales, Debaryomycetaceae.
AUGAUUCCCUCACCUUAUAUGAAUGACGAUGUUCAUUCAUUUGCCUAUGAUACCGCUAGAGUUAGAUGGCCAAAGAUCUUAGUCCAAUGUAUUGAUGAUUUAUCCCUUUUACCUCCAGGUUCUGAUGUUCAAUGGUUCACCGGUAAGUUCAAGGAAUUAUUGUCCGCCAUUGAUGAAGAUAAAGAAGUACAACCAUUUACUGAUGACGAAAUCAAAUUGAAUCCUUCUUUGAAAGCUUAUAACGACCAAUUGACUAAAGGGAUGACUUGGAAAACUGGUCCUUGGUUAUAUUUGGAAUGUUACUUAUACCAACAUAUCAAUAACUUCUUUAUUUCCAAAUCUAUUGAUAUUGAUAUCUUUCAAAAUUUGAAACAAUCGACUUUAAUCUCCAGUAAGUUGGGAAUUAUUGAACUUUGUAAGAAAAUCAAUGAAUUUGACUUUGGUUCUAUUAAAGAUGAAGAUAAAUUGAUCUUUUUCAAAGAGUUUAUUGAUAUUUCAUUAUGGGGAAAUUCCACUGAUUUAUCAUUAUUGGCAGGUAACGUAACUUUGGAAGAUAUUAAAAGUAUUCAAGGAGCUGAGACCAGAAAGGCCAAUGAAAAGAAUAUUUUGGUCAAUGGAACUAAUGAUAUUUUCGACCAUUUAAGUAAAGCUGAAUCACCUGUUGUUGAUAUUGUUUUAGAUAAUUCAGGUUUUGAAGUGUUUAGUGAUAUUGUAUUGGCCAUUUAUCUCGUCGAGACAAAGUUGGCUGAAAAAGUUACUUUCCAUUGUAAGAAAAUUCCAUGGUUUGUUAGUGAUACUUUGGAAAAAGAUUUUGAUGAAUUAUUCAAAGAAUUGAUAGCUUUUGAUAAUCAAGAUACUGCUAAAUUCGUCGAUACCGUCAAGAGUUAUAUCAAACAAAAGAAAUUCAUAGUCACUUCUGAUGAUUAUUGGACCUCAUGUUCUCCUUACUGGACAUUACCUGAAAAUUCCAUCUAUGAUCAAUUGAAAGAUUCUACUUUAGUCAUCUUCAAAGGAGAUCUCAACUAUAGAAAAUUAACUGGAGAUGUUCAAUGGGAUAAAACCACACCUUUCGAAACCGCAUUACAACAUUUAAAAGGGAAGAUCAAUGUCGUCAGUUUAAGAACUUGUAAAGCCGAUGUCACUGUAGGAUUACCUCAAGGAGUGGAUGAAAAAUUAAAGGCCGAACAUGGAGAAUUUUGGAGUAGUAGUGGGAAAUAUGCCGUUAUAUCUUUCACCGCUAAAGAUUAG